Messenger RNA from Nylanderia fulva, 945 nucleotides. NCBI's taxonomy places the organism in Eukaryota, Metazoa, Arthropoda, Insecta, Hymenoptera, Formicidae. The record is from RefSeq and is a predicted model, not a curated record.
AUGGGUGAAAGGAAGAGAGAGGAAAAGGGGAGUGAGAAGGAAGGAGACAGGGAGAUUGGAAGAAAGGAGGCAGUGGAAAAGGGAGAAGAGGAUACAAAGGAGGAGACGGGGGAGGAUAAGGAAGAGAAGGAAAAAGAGGAACUGCAGGUGAGAGGGGAGAGAAGGGGAGGACAAAGUAAGGCGGAGGAGAGAAGAGGAGAGUGGUGGGAGCUAGUGAAGAGGGAAGAGGUCGAGAAGCAGGGGGGAAAAGAUGACAAGGAAAAGGGAGCUAGGAAGAAAAAAGAAGAGGAAAGGGAGACGGAGGAAAAGGUAAAGUGGGGUGAAGGAAAGGAGAUAGGAGGAAAAAAGGAGGGAGAAGGGAAAGUCAGCGGAAAAGAAGAAAGCAGAGAGAGGAGAAGAAGAGAGUUACAGGGAGGAAAGAAAGAGGAGGACGGAGGAGGAAGAAGACAGGAAAGGCGAGGAAGAAGUAAAGGGGAGAAGAGGAGAGGAGGUGUGGGAAAGAAAGGUAGGAAUAGUAAGGUCAUAAGAGGUGAUGAUGGUAAGAUGAUUGUGAUGGUGGAAAUGGAAAAGGAGGAGGACAAAAGGGAACUGCUGGAGAACGGAAGGAUGAUGUGGAGAAAAUGGGAGGUAGGAGUAGAUGAGGACUUGACGAGGGAGGAAAGGAGGAUAAGAUGGGUGAUGAUGGAUAGGGCGAGAAAGGAGAGGGCAAGAGGGAGGGACGCGAUGGUGUAUGGAAAGAGAAUGUGGAUAAAUGGGGAGGAAUGGAUAUGGAAUGAUGAGGAACAAAGAUUAGAGAGAAGGGGGAGUAAAGAGAGAGGAACAGGACGGAGAAGAGAGACCAGGAGCAGAGAAGAAGGCAGAGAAAACAAGGAAGGAAAGGAACAGGAAAAGGAGAAACGGAAGUUAAGAGGGAUAAAGGAGGAGGAGACAGCUGAGAAAAACUAA